Molecule: messenger RNA, 2502 nt
Organism: Aspergillus bombycis
Lineage: Eukaryota; Fungi; Ascomycota; Eurotiomycetes; Eurotiales; Aspergillaceae
Product: beta-mannosidase
Exons: 5
Coding region: 1-2502 (833 amino acids)
Biological process (GO): carbohydrate metabolic process; glycoprotein catabolic process
Molecular function (GO): beta-mannosidase activity
Source: RefSeq, a predicted model, not a curated record
AUGGCGGCAUUCUCUCAGCACCCUCUAUCUACGGGAUGGAGCUUCAAAGAUAGCGAUGAUCAGUCUCCUGAAGCGUGGAUGCCGGUACCUGUCGUUCCUUCCGUGGCUCAUCAGGAUCUACAAGCCAAUCAGAAGCUGAAGAAUCCUUACAUUGGUUUCAAUGAACUAGAUGCCCGAUGGGUGAAUGAAAAGUCAUGGACCUACCGAACCGUCUUCCAGAAGCCCGCCGUCGCCGCUGGAUCGUCGAUUGUCUUGGCAUUUGACGGGUUGGAUACCUUUGCCACAGUAAAGCUUAAUGGCAGCAUCAUCCUGGAGAGUGACAACAUGUUCCUUGCUCACCGUGUAGAUGUGACCAAGGCGCUUGAGGUGGAGGGAGACCAUGUGCUGGAAAUCGAUUUCGACUGUGCCAUGCGCAGAGCACGAGAGCUUCGGGAGAAAGAUACCAAACAUAACUGGGCUUCUUUCAACGGCGAUCCAGCCAGAAUGGCAGUCAGAAAAGCCCAAUAUCAUUGGGGCUGGGACUGGGGCCCACUCUUGUCAACUGCAGGUAUCUGGCGGGAGGUGCGGCUUGAGGUAUACUCCACUAGGAUCUCAGAUCUUUGGACGGAGGUGGAGCUCGCACCGGACCACCAGACAGCUCAGAUUUCGGCUUUCACUGAAGUGGAUGCUGCGGAAUCAAUUGACUCUUACAAGGCCAGCUUCGUGCUUAGUCUCCACGGCAAGGAGGUCGCUCGUGAGGUGGCUACUUUGAAGGACAGGGUUACGAAAGUGACAUUUGACGUCAAGCAGCCGUCUCUUUGGUGGCCCAACGGCUAUGGUGACCCGACUCUGUAUGAGAUUACCGUGUCCUUGGAGAAAGAAGACCAGGGGAUUCACAGCGCGUCGAAGAAGAUUGGCAUUCGAACUGCAGAACUUAUUCAGCAGCCUGACAAGCAUGGGAAGUCGUUCUUCUUCCGAAUCAACGGGGUCGAUGUCUUCUGUGGCGGCUCAUGCUGGAUUCCGGCCGAUAAUCUCUUGCCCAGCAUUACUGCUGAGCGGUAUCGCAAAUGGAUUGAGCUGAUGGUUGCUGGCCGCCAGGUAAUGAUCAGAGUGUGGGGUGGUGGUUGCUACGAGGAUGAUAGCUUCUAUCAAGCAUGCGACGAACUCGGAGUCUUGGUAUGGCAAGACUUUAUGUUUGGCUGUGGCAACUACCCAACAUGGCCCGAGCUCCUGGAGUCGGUUGAGAAGGAGGCGAACUAUAACGUGCGCCGACUGCGCCAUCACCCGUCAAUUGUGGUGUAUGUUGGGAACAACGAAGACUACCAAGUGCAAGAAAGUGCGGGUCUUGUCUAUGACUACGAAGAUAAGAACCCUGAGAAUUGGCUGAAGACCGAUUUCCCAGCGCGCUACAUAUAUGAGAAGCUCCUUCCCUCUGUUGUUGAAAAGCUGUCGCCAAAAACGGUUUACCAUCCGGGGAGCCCUUGGGGUGAUGGAAAGAUCACGUCCGAUCCUACAGUGGGCGAUAUGCAUCAGUGGAAUGUCUGGCAUGGAACUCAGGAGAAGUAUCAAAUCUUUGAUACAUUGGGAGGGCGUUUCAACAGCGAGUUUGGAAUGGAAGCAUUCCCCCAUAUGUCGACGAUCGAGUAUUUCGUGGAGAAUGAAGCGGACAAAUACCCUCAGUCGCAUGUUCUCGACUUCCACAACAAGGCCGACGGACACGAGCGAAGGAUUGCUACAUAUCUUACAUACAUUUACCUCACACAGGUUGUCCAGGCCGAAACAAUGAUGUUCGGAUACCGUGGAUGGCGUCGUCAAUGGGGUGAUGAAAGACAUUGUGGCGGUGCCCUGCUUUGGCAACUAAAUGACUGCUGGCCCACUAUCUCCUGGGCCAUUGUAGACUAUUUCCUGCGGCCCAAACCGGCAUUUUAUGCCGUGGCACGUGUUCUGAAGCCCAUUGCUGUGGGUGUGCGGAGGGAGCAUCAUGAUUGGAGUGUGACCCACGCACAGCCGCCGAAGACGAGCAAGUACGAGCUCUGGAUUGCCAGUAGCUUGCAGAAGGAAACUGUUGGCACCAUCGAGCUUAGAUUCCUUUCUGUCAACACUGGGCUUGAUGUCCGUGCGCCCAUUCUGCGUGACAACGUCAAAAUAGUGCCGAAUGGUACUACAAACAUCCUGGAAGGUGUCAUUGACCAUAAGGAACAGCCGGAGCCUCACGUUCUCGCUGCUCGACUAUGGGUGGAUGGUGAGGUUACCGCCCGCGAUGUGGAUUGGCCCCAGCCAUUCAAGUACCUUGAUCUAUCGGAUCGGGGACUGGAGGUGAACAAGGUUUCAGAAUCUGGUAACGAGCAGAAGCUGCUGCUCACCGCGAAGAGACCUGUUAAGUGCCUCGUCUUCGAGGAAAGAGAUGGCAUCAAAGUCAGCGACAGUGCCAUGGACAUCGUCCCGGGAGAUGGGCAAACGGUCACCAUAACCGGGCUGAAGUCGGGUGAUGCUCCUCUGAAGUACAAGUAUCUUGGCCAGUGA